AGCACGCGAUUCGACCUCGGCCAGCGGUCGGAUCGUCACGCGGGGCCGCGGUUCCCCUUACGAGAGCAGGUCGCCAUUCUUGCGCCUUGUGUCACUCCCCCUGUCCCGGCCAGACAUGCUCGAGCCCUGUCCCAUGACGUCCCGCGGCGCUGCCUCGAUCCUCUGCUCUUUCCCCACUGAAAUCAGCUGCUGCUGCUGCUGCUGCCAUGCCUCCUGCUGCUGCUGCUGCUGAUGGUCAUGGUGUCGAUGCCGCUGCUCCUGCUGCUGCUGCUCCCGCUCGAGCUUUCGAGCAGCAGCAGAACGUCGGCGAGAAUGAUGAGAUCUCGCCCGUCGAGCAGGUGGCUCUCACGGUGCCCACGAUCGACGAUCCGACCUUGCCCGUGUGGACUUUCCGCAUGUGGUUGCUCGGAGUGUUCUCGUGCGUUCUCCUCUCGUUUCUGAAUACGUUUUUCGCGUAUCGGACCGAGCCAUUCAUAAUUUCAGCUCUCACUGCUCAGAUUGUGUCCUUGCCCUUGGGCAACUUUCUCGCUGCCACGUUGCCUUCGAAGCGCAUCCGAGUUCCCUUCACCAAGAGCAGCUUCUCCCUCAAUCCCGGGCCCUUCAAUGUCAAGGAGCAUGUGCUCAUUACGAUUUUCGCCAAUACCGGUUAUGCCUUUGGAGGUGGAACGUCCUACGCUGUGGGAAUCGUCACGAUUAUUAAGGCCUUUUACAGGAGAAAAAUCGGAUUUUUUGCCGGCCUUCUCAUCGUCAUCACCACUCAGGUCACGGGGUAUGGCUGGGCCGGCCUCAUGUACAAGUACCUGGUGCUGCCAGCACAAAUGUGGUGGCCAGCUAGCUUAGUGCAGGUUUCAUUAUUCAGGACGCUGCACGAGAAGGAGAAAGAACGAGGGCUGAAGCGGAACCAGUUCUUCCUCAUCGCCAUGAUGGUGGGAUUCGCGUACUACCUGCUUCCGGGCUACAUGUUCAUGAUGCUGACCUCGAUGUCGUGGCUGUGCUGGGCGAUGCCGAAUUCCGUGCUGGGCCAGCAGCUGGGAUCGGGACUCCACGGGCUCGGAUUGGGGUCCUUCAGCUUCGACUGGAGUGGAAUUGCCGCAUACCUCCUGAGUCCGCUCGUGACCCCGUGGCAUGCUAUCGCCAAUGUCAUGGCUGGCUUCGUGCUCGUGGUGUACAUCGUCACGCCGCUCACUUACUGGACUAACAUUUACAACGCCAAGACCUUUCCCAUUUUCUCCAGCAACCUUUUCACGAGCGACGGGCAAGAGUACGAUGUCGAGUCGAUUGUGAACGAGAAAUUCUUCCUCGAUGAAGCUGCUUACGCCCGAGCUGGUCCCAUUCACAUGAGCACCUUCUUCGCUUUCACCUAUGGCCUCGGAUUCGCCACUGUCACCGCCACUCUCACUCACGUCGCCCUCUAUCAUGGCAAAGAGAUUUGGCGACAGAGCACGCGCGCGUGGUCUGGAGAAAGGCCUGACGUGCACACGAGAUUGAUGGAACGCUAUGCCCGUCUGCCGAAUUGGUGGUUUCUAGUGCUCAUGGCGGUCUCGCUGGCGCUGUCGAUUUUCACCGUGGAGUAUUUCAGCUACCAGCUCCAGCUGCCAUGGUGGGGGGUGAUCUUCGCCUGUGCAGUGGCCGCCGCUUUCACUCUUCCGAUCGGCAUCAUCACCGCCACCACCAACAUUACUCCAGGAUUGAACAUCGUGACGGAGUACAUGAUGGGCUACAUCCUGCCCGGCAAGCCCAUCGCCAAUGUCUGCUUCAAGACUUAUGGCUACAUCAGCAUGCUCCAGGCCAUCUACUUCGCCCAAGAUUUCAAGCUCGGCCACUACAUGAAAGUCCCUCCCAGGUCCAUGUUCGCCGUCCAGGUGGUGGGAACGAUUGUGGCGGGGACGACGAACAUGGUUGUGGCGUGGUGGUUAUUGACAUCCAUCGAGAAUAUUUGCGAUGUGAGAAACCUGCCAGCCAACAGCCCAUGGACCUGUCCCGCUGAUCGAGUGUUCUACGACGCAUCGGUGAUCUGGGGUCUAGUGGGGCCGAAGAGGAUAUUUGGGACACUGGGCCAGUACAACGCCAUGAACUGGUUCUGGCUGUUCGGGUUCGUGGCGCCGGUGCCGUUCUUCGUUCUGCACAAGAUCUUCCCGGAGCAGAGCUGGAUUCGUCUCAUAAACAUGCCGAUUCUACUCGGAGCCUCAGCGUACAUGCCUCCGGCCUCGUCAGUCAAUUACAUCUCAUGGGGGACGGUGGGAUUCAUCUUCAACUUCUACGUCUUCAGAAAUCACAAGCGCUGGUGGCGGCGGUACAACUACGUGCUGUCCGCAGCCUUGGACGCAGGCCUGGCGUUCAUGGGAGUGGCCCUGUACCUCUUCCUGCAGGUCGAGGACAAGUCUAUGACCUGGUGGGGCAACAAUCUCGACAACUGUCCGCUGGCGACCUGCCCCACGCAGCCAGGCGUCAUCGUUGACGGCUGUCCGGCCUUCUGAUCCCAUCGCCAGUCCAUCAGUAGGAGUGCGCACUGGCGAGUCCACACUAAUCGAGCUUAGGAUCUGAUUCAGAGCACAACAGCAGCAGCAGCAGCAGUGGCCACCGAUGUGCGUGCCACUGCCUCCGGAUCAUAUAUUCACCGUCCACUUGAUUCUUCGGGUUUUGACUCUCACCUCCACCACUCUUGUUGCGUUCCUUCGUUUUUUAAGCUAUACGUAACAUUGGGGAUAUCAAUUUAUCAGGAUGUCGGAUCUGUACAGUAUGUACCAUCUCACCUAAUCAUAUAUCUCACCUCAGAUUUCAUCCCUUAUAUUAUUGUGAACAGUUCUGUUGAUACCUUUUGUAUAUUCCAAACUAUUUCCCAUACACCAAUUAGAACCUUUUAAGUGUUUAGAGGAGUAUGUAUUCAUAAUAAUAAAUUUUUUAUUUAAUACAAAAUCUAAAAUAACGGUA
Marchantia polymorpha subsp. ruderalis is the source of this 2931-nucleotide messenger RNA. NCBI's taxonomy places the organism in Eukaryota, Viridiplantae, Streptophyta, Marchantiopsida, Marchantiales, Marchantiaceae. The record is from the annotation of a GenBank genome assembly.